AUGGAUGAAUCGCUCAUACCUUUUAUCUUCAAAGUGUAUUAUAUAGCGGUGCCGCUUAUAGGUUGCUUGGGAAACUCUUUGCUUUCCUUCACUACAUUAACAACGCCACACCUUCAAAGCACAACAAAUUUGAUGGUCGCGAUACUCGCUACAUGUGACAGCAUAUUUCAGGCUGGAUGGGUUAUAACUAUCAUCUCACACGAAGUCUUGAAAGAUCGGGUAAUGUCGAUGGAGAGUUGCUUGCGCUGGCAGACUCCUUCUUUGUUCAGCAUGUGUUUUUCUUUUGUUUUAUUACCAGGAAUAGCUAUCGAACGACUGCUUUCGCUGCACUCUCUUUGCUUGCCUGGUAAAGAAAAUAGGCGGAUGGGAUAUAUAUACAAAGUUUGUGUGGUGUCCGCAGUAUUUGCACUCGUUAUUACAAUUUGGGCUUAUCGAAGUGUGGAAAACGAGUCAUCGGUAUGCACCAUGUCCAUGCCUCUGAUGAAUGGCAGCGUAUACUUCUGCGUUAUGGCAAGUAUGUUUGCUGCCUCGCUGGUCACGAUGUCAUGUUAUAUCGCAUUUAUUAUCUGCUUGAGAAAAAAAAGUAUUACUAGUACUAGCAAAAAAAGUAUCUAUCGUUCAUUGAUGAUUAUAAGCGCAACAGUGGUGUUUGGUUGGAUGAGCACAGCGCUGUCAAGCUUUGCUAUACAGUUAUUGGGGUGGUGGAACUUCAAUCAACGCUUCAUGAUUAAAUUGUCGUCCGGUGCUUUUUCAUCACUUGCAUGUGCUUGCAAUUUCUUCGUUUACUACAUCGUGAGCAAAGACUACCGAAGAGCCUUCAAUAGAAUCUUGCACUUGCAUAGAUGGAAGCCACCGCAUGCUAGAAGCAACUGCACAGAUAGAGCAGGAGGAAGGGACGGAAGGGACGAAGCUCCGAUCUUUGUGAAGCUAGAAACGCGGUGGCCACGAUGUGGCUCUGAUGCAACUGCUUAGUGGUGCGGCUACCUCUACCAUCUCAAGGAACAUAUUUGCUUUUUCACAUGUCACUGUUAUGUCGCUGUUUCUAUGCAAAUUGUGAAGGAGUGAUUAAGCAAUUUUACUGGGUUUUCACUGCCAAAAGUGUCAUGCCUUACGUUGUACGUUCAAAGACUAUCUCUUGCAGAGGAGAGAAGUAAAUAGG
Messenger RNA from Cylicocyclus nassatus, 1159 nucleotides. Lineage: Eukaryota; Metazoa; Nematoda; Chromadorea; Rhabditida; Strongylidae. The record is from the annotation of a GenBank genome assembly.